Molecule: messenger RNA, 2899 nt
Organism: Heterotrigona itama
Lineage: Eukaryota; Metazoa; Arthropoda; Insecta; Hymenoptera; Apidae
Source: the annotation of a GenBank genome assembly
AUGCGAGGUAAACUCCAAGAAUCGCCGAAUAUUUCUCGAAAAGCAGCAGCCAUCAUUACCAUUAGGAUGUCUCGCGUUACGCCACUGAUCGCGAAUCAGAGGGUAAUGCAUGUUGAGUUAUCGUACGUGAGUGAGUUCGACUACCCUAGCAUUCCUCCUAACACAUAUUGCGCUAUGAUCAAAGUACAGGCCCUCAGCGGAAUGUCAGGAUCCGAAAAAUCGAUCAGACCGAUCAGACAAUUGUCUUUGCAACCACCUGCGCCUCGUCGUCAGCAAAUCAGGCGACAAAGAUCUGCAGAGGAUGACAAAUCGCUGCAGAUCUGUGCGAGUCCUCUCGCACGUGGCAAGCGUGGAACGAGCGGUAAAACUGGCUCUGAAAGACCUAAGGUUCGCGUUGCCUGGAAGGAAAACCGUCGAAAGAACGAAAAGAACGAAGAGCUUGGGCAAGUUGAAGUGGUGGCUCGUCAAAUUCCAGGACGAUCCAGAUCCACUACUGGAAGAUCGAGAGGUCUCGUCGGCACUGAGAAACCAACGAUCCUUUAUUCUAGAUUAGAACUAGCGGAGAGGCUGAGGCUCGCUUGGGAAUAUCGUGAGAGGAAUAAAGCCAAUAUUAAUAUUUUUCUAGCUCACGAGCCUAAAAUCGAAAUAUCUCCUGAUGACUAUAAAACGCAAAAUGAGAAGGAAGGAAAAGAAAUCGAGAAAAUUAUUAUUGAUAAAUCAAUAGAAGGUUUAUCAGAGAAUGAUAAUUCGACUACUUCGAGGAGAUGCGACGAAAAAUUUUUACAUCCUUCCACUGACGACAAACAAAUUUUGGGAGAAAACGAAGUCUCUGUAAAUACGCGAAAGGCUGAUUUAGAAAAGGAACACUCGAACGAGCAAAUAUCGAAGGACGCGAACAUCGACGAUACGGAUACGAAGGAAAAGUCCUCAGCAAGUAUCGACUGCUCGAGUUAUCGCGUUACCUCCACAGCGUUGCCAUCGAUCAAAAUCGAAAACUCGACCCUGGGAGUUAUGAAGGUGUCGAAGGAGGAUUUUUCAUCGGCGAAGCAAAAGCGUGCGAGCUUUCAUAGCGGUACCAACCGAGCUUUCCUCGACCCAAUUAGAUCGCCAACGGAAUUCAGAUGGAAUUCCACGUCGGAUAAAAACGUACCGCAAAAGUCAGCAAUUAAUAAUCGUGCCACUGUGGAGAGAAGUCCUUUGAUUCGUACGACUGUAGAGAAUAAAGAGAAUGUUACUAAUGAAAGAGCCGUGCCAGAAGAAAACGUCCCUGAAUUUCGAUGCGAUUUGACUGGUGAAAAGGGCAUAAUGGAAGGAAUUGUUACAGAUGGUAAACUGUCUUGCGUAACGGAGGAAAACGAGCGGAUGAAAACAGUGAUCGAAACGAAGAAUGCUGCGGCAGACGAUGAAACGACGACUCGAAAAACAAACGAAGCGGACGAAUUUAAAUUGAUUGGAGAAACUCUGCCGAGCAGCACCGAGCAUAAAGACAGUUCUACGAUCGAUAAAGCUACAUUUUCAAAGAAUUCGUCGGAAGUGAGAUGUAGCUCGGUGAACGAGAGGGAUCCACCGUUGAAGAAGACGACAGAACACCAGAAGAUCGAUCAGAAAUCUAGAAGGACUAGCUCUGCGCCGCCACAACGACGGUACGAAUCGACUUCGGCCAGUAAUCGCGUUCACGUUAACAUUGUGAUCGAUUCAUCGGGGAAGAACAAGAAUCAGGGGAAGCAAGAUGCAGAUUGUAAAGAUAACGCGAUGGACAAAGUGGAUAUAACUUCGACGAAGAUGUCGUCAAAUCGAGCUGUAAGAUCGGCACCACUGAAGAGACGAUCCAGAAGCGCGAGAAGACGUUUCUGGGGCGGAGGUUCCUCUAAAAAUGACGAAGAUGGGAAAUCGGCUAACAGAUCGGCUGGUCGUGCGAAGAAUUCGAUCGAUUCCCGAACGAUGGACAUCGUUACAAUGGUGUCCCUUGUCAGUUCCACGGACAGCGAUAGCGAUACCGAGAAUUCGCUCAGGGAUGAUAAGUUAAUCGACGAGCUACGUAGCAAACUACCCACUACAUCGAUCAUUAAAACAUCGAUCAAUCAUUCCGCAUUGAGUAGCACAAGAAAACCUAUCAAAUCAGAAAGAUUCCUUCGACGAGAAUGCUCCAUCGAAAGAGCAACAACCCUUGUCACGGGAGGAGAAAAAAACGGCACAACCGUGGUUGGCGAUCGUUAACCAGCGUGGAAACGGAGCAACUUCGUCAAGCGAGGAAACAGUGUCCUGGAGGACGGACAUUACUAACAGUUCAGCCCUACCUAUCCUGGCAUUGAUUCACGACGUUGAAGAGCCUCUCGACGUCCCGUUGACUGAUCGCGAAAAGAGAUGCCUGGCCGUGCCUAUUGGUGAUCUACACGAUAGAAAACGGAAGUUACUAAAAACUCGUAGCACGCCAUCACGAUCCGGAAUGGACAAACAAACGACAUCCCUGAAAAUAAAAACGCAGGACUCGCCGAGGAGGAUCUCAGAAAAAAUGGAGGUUCCCGCCCAACAAACUAAAACACUCAUAAACAAUUGCCCUGCGAACAUAAAAUCAAAGGAAACUUUUCAACAUGUACAGUCUACAUCCACGGAACCACACUUUCGAUCCAGCAAAGAAAAAGAAUGUUGGCAUCUUUAUAAAAAAAUGUGCGACAAAGGUGUUUGCGUGUCUUUUGAUACGGUUUUAAGGUUUGAUGUGUAUAAUUACAAUAACUGAAUUAGUUUUUUAUAUUAUUUUUCCUAAGUUAUUAAUUUUAUAUUAUUUUUCCUAAAAUAGUUAAUUAAUAUUAUAAAAGAGAAAAAAUUAUUUUUCAGGGGCAUGCUUACACCAACAGAAUAUCGAUUAAGACAGAGGGAAGUUUCACAAAAUUUACAAUAA